AUGAUAUUCAAACACUUGCCCCGGUUUUUCCCAACAACUUGCAUUCGGUUCUAUGCAACGGCCGAAAAGAGUGCCCUCGCUACCUUACGCAAAAAGACCGGCUACACCUUUGCCAACUGCAAGAAGGCACUCGAGCUACACAACAACGAUCUGGCAAAGGCGGAACUGUGGCUUAAGGAGCAGGCUCAAGCGAUGGGUUGGUCGAAAGCGACAAAGCUCGAAGGACGCAACACGGCCCAAGGACUGAUCGGAGUGUUGGUACAGCGGAACGUCGGUGCCAUGGUCGAGGUAAACUGUGAGACGGAUUUCGUCGCAAGAAAUGCCAGCUUUCAACGCUUCGUACAAAUAGCGUCCGCUGCCUGCGUUCGACAUUUGGACCAUGUUGAGGCGGAUGCCAACCUGACCAAGGUAGGACUAAACAGUGAGGCGCUGAAGCAGAUCGUACUGGAGGAUGGCAAAUCGUUGGGCGAUCAUCUUGCGCUGAUGAUCGGUACGGUCGGUGAAAAUGCUUCGCUAAACCGGGCCAUAUGUUAUAAAGCCCCCGACAGCAUACAAUUAACGGGUUACGUCCAUCCCGCCCCUAGCGAGGAGAUCCCGCAAGAUGUGCCACUGCUUGGAAAGUAUGGAAGCUUGGUAGCAUUUAAAUCAGACCAUUCCACGGUACAGGAAGUCGAAGGCGAUGAACUGAGCCCGGCCCAGGUCGCUAGAAAGGUGUGCCAGCACAUUGUGGGAAUGAAGCCGGAGCGUAUCGGUGAACCGGGCAAGGAUGAACCGGCAGCCGAUAAGGACGAUGAAACGUGUCUGAUUCACCAAGAGUAUCUGGUCGAUCCGACUUAUACCGUCGGGGAAGUGCUCGAAGCCAAUCGUUUGCAUAUUGUCGAUUUCCAGCGCUUCGAAUGUGGUGAUAAAAGUAAGUCCGAAGAACAAAACGUUCGCGCCGCUACGAACUAA
Messenger RNA from Anopheles marshallii, 951 nucleotides. RefSeq names its product elongation factor Ts, mitochondrial (gene mEFTs). Gene Ontology annotation, cellular component: mitochondrial matrix. Gene Ontology annotation, molecular function: protein binding; translation elongation factor activity. The transcript has 2 exons. NCBI's taxonomy places the organism in Eukaryota, Metazoa, Arthropoda, Insecta, Diptera, Culicidae. Gene Ontology annotation, biological process: mitochondrial translational elongation. Bases 1 to 951 code for a protein of 316 amino acids. The record is from RefSeq and is a predicted model, not a curated record.